GGUUCGCAGGGCCUGGGGCUGGCUGACUGGACUGGGUAGAGCAUUCUAAUCCCAGCGAUUUCUCCGCCGGUCUCCGCCUGGACCACGACUCUCGUCCCCUGCGUUCCAGGACCCCAAUGAGACCCCUCUUGCUUCUGCUCCUCUCGUGUUGGUUCCUGGCGUCCAGCUGCUCCAGGGCGGGGCCUGCCAACGCUCACUCUCUCUGGUACAACUUCACCAUCAUCCGUCCGCCCAGACCUGAACAACGGUGGUGCGAGGUCCACGGCCAGGUGGAUCAGAAGAAUUUCCUCUCCUAUGACUGUGGCAGUGACAAGGUCUUAUCUGUGGGUCGCCUAGAAGAGCAGCUGAAUGCCACAGAUGCCUGGGGAAGACAACUGGAAAUGCUGAGAGAGGCGGGGCAGAGGCUCAGACUGGAACUGCCUGGCAUUGAGCUGGAGGAUUUCACCCCCAGUGGACCCGCCAGGCUGCAGGCCAGGAUGUCUUGUGAGUGUGAAGCCGAUGGACACAGCAAAGCAUCCUGGGAGUUCAGAUGUGAUGGACAGAAGUUCCUCCUCUUUGACUCAAACAGCAGAAAGUGGACAGUGGUUCAUGCUGGAGCCAGGCGGAUGAAAGAGAAGUGGGAGGAGGACAGGGAACUGACCGAUCUCUUCUGGAAGGUCUCUGUAGGAGACUGCAGGAGCUGGCUUCGGGACUUCCUGAUAUGCAGGGAGAAGAGGCUGGAGCCCACAGCACCACCCACAGUGGCCCGAGGCAUAGCCCAAUCAAAAACCACGGCUACCACCCUCAGUCCCCCAAGCUGCUUCCUCAUCCUCCUCUGCUUGAUCCUACAUUGCAUCUGCGGAGAAUCCUUUAGAGUGACAGGUGGAAGAUGACACCAAGAAGCCCCUGUUAGGCUGGAAUGCUGUGGCUAUUCACAGGCGCGACUCCACUACUGAUCAGCACGGGAGUUUUGACCUGCUCCGUUUCUGACCUGGGCCGGUUCACCCCUCCUUAGGCAACCUGGUGGCCCCCUGCUCCCAGGAGGUCACCGUAUUGAUGCAGAACUUAGUGAGGACACCCGAUUGGCAUAGCACACUACAGCGCAGAACUCCUGGACUCAAGCGAUCCUCCAGCCUCAGCCUCCCGAGUAGCUGGGACUAUAGGCAUGUGCCACUGCACCCGGUGAGAUGAACACUUUUCAAAAGAAGACACACAAGUGGCCAAGAAACAUGAAAAAAUGCUCAAUAUUACUAAUCAUCAGAUAGGAGCCAAUCAAAACUGUAGUGAGUUACCAUCUCUUACCUGUCACAAUAUCAGAGAUGGUGGUGAGGCUGCAGAGAAAGGAAACAGACACCGUUGGUGGAAAAGCGAACCUGUUCGCCACUGUGAAAAGCAGCUUGGAGAUUUCUGCAAGAGCUCAAAAUAGAACUACCAUUCAACCCAGCAAUCCCACUUUUGGGGAUAUACCCAAAGGAAAAGAAUUCAUUUUAUCAAAAAGACACCUGCACCCAUAUGUUCAUUGCAGUGCUGUUCUCACUAGCAAGGACACAGUCAAUCUAAGUGAACUGAAUGAAAACAAUGUGCUGCGUAGACGCCAUGAAAAUCUGUGCAGCCAUGAAACACAGCAAAAUCAUGUCCACUUCAGCAUCACGGAUGGAACUAGAGGCUGUUAUCCUACGCAACCUAAUGCAAGGACAGAAAGCCAAAAUACUGCAUGUUCCCAUUUGAAAAUGGCAGUUAAACAUUGAAUUCACAUGAACCAGGCACUGGAGAUCACUAGAUGGGGGAGAGAGGAGGCGCACCUGGGCUGAAAACCACCUGUUGGGGACUCUGCUUACUGUUUGGCUGAUGAGAUCGUUGGGACACCAAGCCUCAGCCUCCCAAAAUCUACCCGUGUAACAGCCCUGCGUGUGUACCCUUUAAUCUGUAAUAUAGCUUGAAAUUAAAGAUGAAUAAAUAAAACAAAAUGAUGUAAGUCCAAAAAAUGGGGUUAACUGACCAAGGUAAAGAACUCUGCACUAUGAACUUUAACCCAGCUCAAAAAAAUAAACUGUAGUCAUUUAAGAUAAUCGUAAAUUGUAUGAUGAUAAUUGUGUAAAGAUUAUACAUGAAAGUGCCAAAAUCCUAAAAUUAAACACUGUAUAAUGGAAUUUCA
Messenger RNA from Callithrix jacchus (white-tufted-ear marmoset), 2134 nucleotides. RefSeq names its product UL16-binding protein 3. The record is from RefSeq and is a predicted model, not a curated record. Gene Ontology annotation, cellular component: external side of plasma membrane. Gene Ontology annotation, biological process: antigen processing and presentation of endogenous peptide antigen via MHC class I via ER pathway, TAP-independent; immune response; antigen processing and presentation of endogenous peptide antigen via MHC class Ib. Lineage: Eukaryota; Metazoa; Chordata; Mammalia; Primates; Cebidae.